GGAGGACAUGGCGGCACUUGUCACUCCAGCAGCUUCGGUGGCGUCCGAGCUGGUGGCGCGGGGCCGGGAGUCCGCGGCCGUCCUCGAGGCCCUGCUCGACGACGCGUCGACGCAGGGGCACGGCGGGAUCCGGGAGCUCGCCGCGGAGAUCCUUCGCUGCUGCGACCGCGCCCUCGCCGCGCUCCACGGCGCGCCCGCCACCAGCAGGAAGCGCAAGUCGGAGCCCGACGGCGCCGCCGCCGCCCAGACGAGGCCGAGAAGAAGGAUGCGCGCGAGCAGCGGACUGACGGCGGCGAGGGUCGAAAAGCGGUGGACGGCGGAGGACGGGUUCAUAUGGAGGAAGUACGGGCAGAAGGAGAUCACGCACAGCAAGAACCCGAGGCUAUACUUCAGGUGCACCUACAAGCACGACAGCGGCUGCCCGGCGACGAGGCAGGUCCAGCAGUCGGACGACGACCACUCCCUCUACAUCAUCACCUACUUCGGCGACCACACCUGCUGCCAAGGCGAUGACGGAGCCGUCGCCGCUGCAGAGGAAGAGGACGUCAAGAUGCAGCCGUUCGUCAUCAACUUCGGCUCGGCGACUACAGCGAGCAGCACCAGCGGUUCGCCUUGGCAAAACUCUGACGACAUUGAUGGCCGGAGCGAGAUCUCACGGUCGCCGCAGGCAGUAUGCUUGCCGGAGGGAGGAGGAGACGAACUACGAGUGAAGGUGACCAAGGUUGAGACAACUUCGUCAGACUCGCAGACAGCGGGGCCGACGGCGGCACAUCUGAGUCCGUCGGCCGAGGUUUCAUGUGCUUCCCCUGCAUGGGAUCCUUUGUCCAUCUGCUUGGAGUGGGAUCAAUUCGUCGAGAGUUCAUUCGAUUUCGUCAGUGAAUUCAUCAAUUUUGAUGGCAUUGUCUUGUAGCAAUAGCAUGGUUAAUUUUCCCGUGUGAUGCAUCAUGAAGAUGCCCGACGUAAAUUUGUGAGGGGUGUAUUUCUUCUACAGGAGCGUGAAAGCAAGUGUGGUUACAUUUUGUGUGUGUAUGUGCUUGCGUGCUUGCGUACGUGUGUGUUAUCGCGACCCAAAAUAGUGGAAUUUUGCACAAUACACGGAACAUCCAAUAAUUCGACUCCGAUGGGAUCGAGCCGAU
Molecule: messenger RNA, 1136 nt
Organism: Hordeum vulgare subsp. vulgare (domesticated barley)
Lineage: Eukaryota; Viridiplantae; Streptophyta; Magnoliopsida; Poales; Poaceae
Product: transcription factor WRKY19-like
Exons: 2
Coding region: 8-910 (300 amino acids)
Biological process (GO): regulation of DNA-templated transcription
Molecular function (GO): sequence-specific DNA binding; DNA-binding transcription factor activity
Source: RefSeq, a predicted model, not a curated record